Python bivittatus (Burmese python) is the source of this 2579-nucleotide messenger RNA. Lineage: Eukaryota; Metazoa; Chordata; Lepidosauria; Squamata; Pythonidae. The record is from RefSeq and is a predicted model, not a curated record.
UUUUCCACUCUCCCCCAGCCUUGCAGUUGAGUUGAGGACCCACAGUGCAGGGUGUUAAUGGGGAAGAGGUCGGAUGACAGCUGGGACUGUGGUCAUCACCGGCGGAAUAUUAGCAACUGUCAUAUUACUGUGCAUUAUAGCUGUUCUCUGCUACUGCAGGCUUCAGUAUUACUGCUGCAAGAAGGAUGAAUCGGAAGAGGAUGGCGACGAGCCGGACUUCCCUGCGGACUCCCACAUCCCCCCCCUGCACUGCAACCGCAACGUGGCUCUGACCAAUGGCCCUUCCUUGUACCGCUCCCCGUACAAGAAGCCCUCCCAGUCCUGGACUGCCUGCCCCAGCUGCGCCCAGUAUGAGCCGCCCACGUUCUUCCUUCAGGAGCCAGAAGAGGAGGUCCGCAACGGGGGUGACCUGGUCAACUACAAGGCCAUCAGCCAAGAGGACCUGGAGCUGCCCGUCGGCCUGAGCGGCGGCCUCCAGGCGCUCAACCCGAACCGGCUCUCCGCCAUGCGCGAAGCGUUUUCCCGCAGCCGCAGCAUCAGCACGGAUGUCUGACCGGCCUUGCCCCCAGCCCAGGGGGCGCCUGCUAAAGGCCCCCCCGCCUCCCUCGGGCUCAAGGGUCGGCUGAAGGCGCUGCUCUUUUGAAGAAAGGGAAUCGCCUUUUGGAACGAGGAACGUACUUCUGCGCUCCCAGGUGUCUUCCUCUCUAGCGCGGUCCCAGCAGGACGGGGCGAGGGGUGCGGCUGCGUCGACAGAGGUUUUCUAGAACCCGGUAUUAGCAGCUAUUACUUUCUUCCUGUAGAUGAGGUUUUUGAUACCGGACAUCCUUUUGUAUGAAUAUGCAAAAUAGUUAGCCCCUCCUAAGCCUGCCCACGGGUGUUGCCUCUGCUCUCCCCGAUUGGCUGGGUGUAGGACGGGGGAGGGCAGGGGGAACGAGGCUGCCAGAUGCAGACUUGUCUUCGUGCGUAAUGCAAACCAGAACCUGUCUCACUCUUUUCUCUGCAGCAGCCCCACCCUCCAGCGUAUGAAAGCCUUGGACGCCAUCCCUGAAGCCCUUCCUUCCCAAAGUCGCUAUCAAAGAGGCAUUUUUAGUAUGACAGAAGCAGCUUGCUACGUCCAUGGCAGGUAACCCUGUCAGCUACAUCCACCUGCAAACAGGAUGAGCCUGGCUUUGGUCUGUCCUUGCCUUGCUCGCUCCUGCUCUCCUGGUCCUGCCUACUUUCUGGGCCUCAACAGGGGGGCUGCUGAGGGCCACCAAAGUGCGUGGGCUGCAUCUGUCGGGAGUGGGAUUUUCCUGUUUUUGAAAGGUGAUGGUGCCUGCUUUAGGACUUCAUCUAUCUCAUCUCCAACUAGAACAAUCUGUGCUCUACGAGUUUUUGCCAGGCAUGGAGGCCAGCCUGCUGUGCUUUGUGCUUCCAUGGCUGUCCUGCACUUUUCUGUUCCAGAAGCCUCCUGGCUUCCCCCCUCAGUGCUGAAGAAGCCAGAUGCCCAGUAGGUGGGUACAAGUCACUCCUGCAGGCACAGGUGCAUUUCUUUUAUUGAGGACAGAAAUUCUGUAGGUUAGAGCUCCCAGUUGUUUAAAAUAGAGACCUUCAUAAUGGUGUGUGACAGAAGGCAGUCUCAGAUCAACCUCCAGGAAAAGUGGGAGCCUGGCUAGGUUGGGAUGUCAGAAUGGAGACAGGCUCAAAAGGCAGUUCAGAUUGCAUUCAGAUUCUAGCUGAAAUGGUGAAGGAACCCCAUGCUGGCCCACACCACUGCUUCACCAGGCCUUUGGGUCUGGAGGCAACUCCAUGGUGCCCAAAGCAAAACCAUUCCCGCAGGUGAAACUGCAGGACCUCUGUCAGUGUGUUGGGGUAACGUGAUUGUUGUAAACCAGUGGUGCUCACGAGUCACAUGCUAGGGAUGACGGAAGCCCAACAUGUCAGAAGAAUACCAGGUUACGGCACUUUGGGCUCAAACUGUUCAAUCUCCUUGAGUGGGAGCAGGGAAGUAGGAAUCCAGGAGGCAAAGUACCAUCUUAAAACAAGCCAGAAAUCUUUAAGGAAGUGGGUACCAUUUCAGUGACAAGUCACUGAGCAUUACAGCUCAGCAUCUCCUACAGAACCGGGAUCCAGGUGGACUUUUUUCCAGCUAGUUUGAAAUUAAUUUUCAUAUCUUGCUUUGGCUGCAUCCGAUAAAAUGCAUUCAUGUUGCUCUGUCUUAAGUGAUCUGUACUAGUUGCUGCUUCCACAAAACUAUUUUGUAUAAUUCUUCUUAAAAUUUGUAUUUGUUUCAGUGGCACUCUUAAAAAUGCUACAACUUGUUGCUUUUCAGUAUGGCUAUUUAUUUUUUUCCCCUUGUAUAUCUUUGAAAUAAAUUCAAACUAUUUCAUGAAUUUUCAUUUACCUUUACUUGUGAUAAACAUAUACAGGACUUCUGGAUUCCGAAAAUAAAAAAAAGAAACUUACCUUGACUUGGUUAUCAAAUGGAGUGUUUUCUUUCACGAUAUUUAAGAAAGACACAACAGGUCUGAGGGAGUUCCCACCAUCCCUUUUAUUGCCUACAAGCAGGGAGAGGCAAAGGUGGGAGCCCUUUUUAGAGC